AUGGUAUCUGAGCACCUCACACUCAAUGAUGACACCCCUGUGUGCUUUGUGGGCAGAAGCAAUGUUGGGAAAUCCUCCUUAAUAAAGGCCUUGUUUUCAUUGGCUCCCGAUGUUUAUGUCCGAGUGUCAAAAACUCCAGGCCACACAAAGAAAAUGAAUUUCUUCAAAGUGGGGAAAUACUUUACGUUGGUGGACAUGCCAGGCUAUGGCUACCGAGCCCCGCAAGACUUUGCUGACAUGGUGGAGGCCUAUUUACAAGAGCAUCAGAACUUGAAGAGGACCUUCUUAUUAGUGGACAGCUUGGUAGGAUUUCAGAAAGCAGACCACAUUGCCAUAGAAAUGUUGGAGGAGUUUGGGAUCCCUUACGUUUUUGUGUUAACCAAAAUGGACAAAGCUCCCAAGGGACUGUUGGUUAAAAAUGUACUGGAGAUCCAAGACUUCGCAGAGAAACACACUCAGGGGUGCUUUCCUCAACUCUUCCCAGUCAGUUCCAUAGAGUAUUCUGGCAUCCACCUGCUGAGGUGUUUUAUAGCCCAUGUUACAGGAAACCUUCCCAUGAUGAAUUCUUGACAGCCACAACUCUCCUGUUGUAUUCUACUCAUCCAGCACAACAGGGCUUCCUACCUGGAGGUGGAAAGGACCUGUCCUUUAAGAAGUUAUGAGAGGAUGAUG
Terrapene triunguis (Three-toed box turtle) is the source of this 672-nucleotide messenger RNA. Its product is annotated as GTP-binding protein 8-like. Gene Ontology annotation, cellular component: mitochondrion. Gene Ontology annotation, molecular function: GTP binding. The coding region runs from base 1 to 570 and encodes 189 amino acids. Lineage: Eukaryota; Metazoa; Chordata; Testudines; Emydidae. The transcript is spliced from 7 exons. The record is from RefSeq and is a predicted model, not a curated record.